This is a messenger RNA of Dromiciops gliroides (monito del monte), 303 nucleotides long. RefSeq names its product 60S ribosomal protein L28-like. NCBI's taxonomy places the organism in Eukaryota, Metazoa, Chordata, Mammalia, Microbiotheria, Microbiotheriidae. The transcript is spliced from 2 exons. Gene Ontology annotation, cellular component: ribosome; cytosolic large ribosomal subunit. Bases 1 to 303 code for a protein of 100 amino acids. The record is from RefSeq and is a predicted model, not a curated record. Gene Ontology annotation, biological process: translation. Gene Ontology annotation, molecular function: structural constituent of ribosome.
AUGGAGAGUCAGGGAAAGGAGGUGUCGAAGACGGUGGGCAUCGAGCCAGCCGUCGACAGCAAGGGCAUUGUGGUGGUGCUGAAGCGCCGGGCAGGUCAGAGGAAGCCUGCCACUUCCUAUGUGAGGACCACCAUCAACAAAAAUGCCCAGGCCACGCUCAACAGUGUCCGGCACAUCAUCCGCAAGAACAAAUACCGGAAAGAUCUCUGCAUGGCCGCUUUGCGCCAGGCCAGUGCCAUCCUGUGGAGCCAGAAGCCAGUGGUGGUGAAGAAGAAGCGAACCCGCCCACCCAAGAGCACCUAG